UAAACAAAUAUUUGGAUUUGAUCAGUCAUUAAAAAUCUUCCGUACGAUGAACGUGUAUUAACAGAAAUCAACAUUUUUACAUUUUUUUAUAUUAUUUUAUGAAGCCACCGGGGAACUGAAAUCUUAGUAUUUUAUUUUUGGACGUCUAAAUUUUAAGUGAAAUCAAUAUGAGGGAAAUUGUCCAUAUCCAGACUGGACAAUGCGGCAACCAGAUUGGUGCUAAGUUCUGGGAAGUGAUCUCUGACGAGCAUGGCAUCGAUCCUACGGGCGCCUACCAAGGCGACUCAGACCUUCAGCUCGAGCGCAUCAAUGUAUACUACAACGAGGCUACUGGCGGCAAGUACGUACCCCGGGCCGUCCUCGUUGACCUGGAGCCUGGCACUAUGGAUUCUGUAAGAGCUGGGCCUUUCGGACAGCUUUUCCGACCUGACAACUUUGUCUUCGGACAAUCGGGUGCUGGUAACAACUGGGCGAAAGGACAUUACACUGAGGGUGCCGAACUUGUCGAUUCCGUCCUCGACGUCGUCAGAAAGGAAGCUGAAGGCUGCGAUUGUCUUCAAGGGUUCCAGCUAACGCAUUCGCUGGGCGGCGGAACAGGAUCCGGUAUGGGGACGCUACUUAUCUCCAAAAUCAGGGAAGAGUACCCAGAUCGCAUCAUGAACACGUUCUCAGUCGUCCCCAGCCCUAAAGUUUCAGAUACGGUGGUAGAACCUUACAAUGCUACGCUAUCAGUACAUCAGUUGGUGGAGAACACAGAUGAGACUUAUUGUAUUGACAAUGAGGCGCUGUAUGAUAUCUGCUUCAGGACUCUGAAGUUAAGCACGCCGACUUAUGGAGAUUUGAACCAUCUAGUAUCUGCGACGAUGUCCGGGGUGACGACUUGUUUGAGAUUCCCUGGGCAGUUAAAUGCUGAUUUGAGGAAACUAGCAGUCAACAUGGUUCCUUUUCCUAGAUUGCACUUUUUUAUGCCUGGGUUUGCCCCGCUAACGUCACGUGGAAGUCAACAGUACAGAGCUCUGACAGUUCCAGAGCUGACUCAGCAGAUGUUUGACGCUAAAAACAUGAUGGCGGCUUGCGAUCCACGCCACGGCCGCUACCUCACCGUGGCCGCCAUCUUCCGCGGCCGCAUGUCCAUGAAGGAAGUGGACGAACAGAUGCUCAACAUCCAGAAUAAGAACAGCACGUAUUUCGUGGAAUGGAUCCCUAAUAACGUGAAAACUGCUGUUUGCGACAUACCCCCUCGCGGCCUCAAAAUGUCUGCUACGUUUAUUGGAAAUACUACAGCUAUUCAAGAGCUUUUCAAGAGAAUAUCAGAGCAAUUCACGGCCAUGUUUAGGCGGAAGGCUUUCCUCCACUGGUACACUGGGGAAGGCAUGGACGAGAUGGAGUUCACGGAAGCGGAGAGCAACAUGAACGACCUGGUCUCUGAGUACCAGCAGUACCAGGACGCCACGGCCGAUGACGAAGGGGAGUUCGACGAAGAUAUUGAAGAAGAAUAAGUGUUUUGUGUCCGUUUUGUCUAACCGUUUUGUGUUGUCACUGUUACGUCAUAAGCAAUUGUAUUUGUAAUAAAUCCAUUAGAAUACUUA
Molecule: messenger RNA, 1589 nt
Organism: Leguminivora glycinivorella
Lineage: Eukaryota; Metazoa; Arthropoda; Insecta; Lepidoptera; Tortricidae
Product: tubulin beta chain-like
Exons: 2
Coding region: 168-1499 (443 amino acids)
Biological process (GO): microtubule cytoskeleton organization; mitotic cell cycle
Cellular component (GO): microtubule; cytoplasm
Molecular function (GO): structural constituent of cytoskeleton; GTPase activity; GTP binding
Source: RefSeq, a predicted model, not a curated record